This is a messenger RNA of Alligator mississippiensis (American alligator), 1436 nucleotides long. It is a transcript of the gene RNF32, whose product is annotated as ring finger protein 32. Gene Ontology annotation, molecular function: protein binding. NCBI's taxonomy places the organism in Eukaryota, Metazoa, Chordata, Crocodylia, Alligatoridae. The transcript has 9 exons. The record is from RefSeq and is a predicted model, not a curated record. The coding region runs from base 110 to 1276 and encodes 388 amino acids.
CGGCGCGGGCCGGUGUUAAAGAGACAGUGGCGAAACGACGCUGCCGGCGGGGGGACGCCGGACAGCCCCGCAGCGGGAAUUUUAUUAAUGUUAUUGGUUGUCCACAUCAAUGGAGCAUUAUCAUUCUGUUUUAAGGACAAGUAGUUCAUCAACUAUUCCAGUUAAGAAUGCUAAAAAUGGUUAUAAGGGCAGAUCUUCCAAACAAAAGACUCUAGCAGUUACUGCAGUUGCAUUACAAGAUCAUAUUUUACAUAAUCUUCAACUCCAAGAUCUUUCAUUAGGGGACCCUUUUAAGUCAAAGUCAAGGAAUAAAAAGAACAUUUAUGAACCUGUGAACAAAGAGAUGGUCAGAGCUGUUGUAGAUACUGGACUAAGAAAAAAGAACAUUCACUAUGCAAAAGGGGAAGAUCCGGAAAAGGAAUAUGUCCUUGAUCCUAAUCCUCCACAACUAACAUUAGCUCAGAAAUUGGGUUUAGUUGAGCCUCCUUCCAUGCCGCUAACAACAGAAGAGUGGGAGAAAGUAAAGCAAAGAUCCAUAAACCAGGGGGAUUCUGUGCAACCUUGUCCAAUAUGCAGGGAAGAAUUUGCACUUCAGCCACAGGUGCUGCUUUCUUGUUCCCAUGUGUUUCACAGAGCAUGCCUGAAAGCUUUUGAAAAAUUUGCAGGGAAAAAGACUUGCCCUCUGUGUAGAAAGAAGCAGUAUCAGACCAGGGUUAUAUAUGAUGGGGCACGCUUGUUUAAAGUCAGAUGCGCUACAAGAAUCCAAGCUUGCUGGAGAGGCUACAUUGUUAGAAAAUGGUAUGAAAACUUGAGAAAAACAGUGCCUCCUAAAGAUAGGAAAUUAAGAAAAAAAUUCUUUGAAGAAAAGUUCCAAGAGAUCAGCAGUCGGUUACUGAGUUCUUACGACACAAACAUCGAUGAGUUUUUUUCUGAAAUUGAUUCUUCUGUAGCUACAAGUCGAAACGUACUUCGGCAGUUGGAGGAAAAAUUUGCUCCAUUAAUGUGUGAAGCUGACUGGGAAAAGAUACAGAUGCAGGCAUUUCGGCAAGAGAUAUUUGAGUGUCCUAUCUGUAUUAUGCCACUUCAUCAUGCUCAUCCUCCAGGCAUAUUUUCUGACAACAGCAACGAUCAGUUUACACGACAGACUGUUCUGCUCUCCUGUUCACAUAUGUUCCACCAUACAUGCCUUCAAACAUUUGAAGACUUUUCCUUAGGAGAAAGGCAUAUUUGUCCUUUAUGCCGCUCUUGUUAUCAAAAGAAAAUUCUUGAAUGUUGAUAAACUUGUAAAAAUCUCAGAAUGAAUCACAUAAUUUAAUUGAUUUGAUGAGGGCCUGUAUUACACAGAUUUGAUCUUUGUCAGAACCAGCAUCUUGAGCAUAAAAAUAACCCAUUUUGAAUGGGUGCUGAUGGUCAUAGAAAUAAAAGUUAAAUAGGCA